AUGGCGUCCGUGACAUCCCUCGGGGUGCAUGAGCCAGCCGGACUGCGCUUUGCAAUCGCCGAGGGGCUGCUGCCGCCCAACCCCUCGCCCGACCUCUACGAGUGGAAGAUCUUCUCAGACGAAAACGGUGAGGAUGAGCUGCUUAGCACAGAGACCUGCGCCAUCUGGUCGCGCGGCGGCGAGGUCGGCCGGUGCCUUCGCUUCGACAUGGAGAAGGAGCCGAUCUCGACCGCCCUGCUGGCCUACUUCCCCACCAGCGAGGAUGACGUCCAGAAUGCCGGGCAGUUGUCCAGCUUGUCAAACGCUGCUCCCAAAUCCCACCACAAGACAUCACCGCACAGCAAACGGGAGCCUCCGCCGCUGGCCAAAGCCCUCGUCGUGUUCCUCAAGACCCAGGCACACGUCAUGUCCUUCUCCGGCGGCGACCAUGUGCUGCACAUGCCCUUUGAGGUCGACUCGGCCAUUGCAGCGCCUUGCGGCGUCAUCAUCCAGCGCAAGUCCAAGGUCGACACCACUGUGCCCAUGACACUCAAGUUCCCCCGUGCGCCGCCGAACUCGUUCGUGUCGUCACAGAUCCUGCCUCGCUCAAGUGUGGCCACCGCCUCCAGCACCACCCCGGCCGCCUCCUCGCAGACUUUCUCCACCGCCGCACUGGGCAAGCCCAAGCCCUUGCCGCUCCGCCUCAGCUCUACACUCGAAACAAUGUGGGACACGCCGCUCGAAGCAAGCAGCGACUCGGGGUGGCCACGGCUGGUGUGCCUCACAGACCCUAUGUCGGAGAUUGGCCUGGUUGUGACGCAGCCGGACAAGUCCGGCAAAGACCGCUAUCCGAAGAGCAGCACCUCCAAAACCCCAUUUCUCGACCCGGCCGAGGAAAUUCUACACAUUGAGACCAUCCGGCAGGGCAGCAAACCUCUCGGUGCCAGCCAGGGUGGCGGCAACCCGCGCGACAACCUCAUCCUCGCCGUCACGGUGAACCGAGAAACCAGCAUGUACAGCGUGUGGCGGAUGACAUACCUGAGCGGCGAGGACCAGCUCGCGCGCCAGCGGCGAGCACCGAAAACAAAAUCCGGCACACACAGCAACAACAACCGGCGGCGUACCUCGGUCGCACCCGGCCUUGCAAGUGGGGCCACGACACCCCACCACCCAAGCUUCCGCGAAAGCGCGGGCGCAGCACUUCCCUUGAAGCGGACAAGGAAAAGCGAGCGUCUCGAGAAGGGCGACACUGCGGCGCUGGAGAAGGCGCUGUCGAUCGAGGCAAGUAGAGCCACAGAGGUGUCCCGGCGCCAGUCCCGUCGUGUUAGCUCCUUGUUGGCUCGUGCCGAUCUUUCAGCAUCCCAUGAGCGGCCACUCUUUACAGAGCAGCCGGGGGUGCCAUCCACGGGCGGGCGACGAGUCGACUCCCACGGCAUGCAACGUGGCCGCCAUAGCUCAGGCUACGGCCUGGGCGGCGCAAAUCUACAGUUCAACCAAACACUGAACAGCCUGCACGAGGCGGAUGGCGUGUUGGAAGAGCUGCGUCUGGGCGGUGAUUUUGAAGGCUUCCACAACAUGGGCCUCGACGACACCGAAUUUGAGGGCCUCUCCAAGGAAAUUCUCUUUACCAAGAUCCACAGCAUGUCCAUGGACACGACCAACCUGCGGUACUCCAUGUCCAACAAGCCAGCGACACAGCUGUGCAAGGUUUUUAUUAUUGUCGGCACGCCGUACUCGGUCGAUGAGCAGGACCGUAACUAUCUCCUCGUGUGCAUUCAGGACGCUAUUGACAAGCGCCUUCAGCUCCUGACUCUCCACGUCCAAAUGCGAGACGACGCAGCCACGAGCACACCGAGUGCCGCCGCCACAUCCAUUACCUGGGGGCAGCAUAGACGUGCGCAAAACGUUGCCGACUCGUGCAUGAUCUAUGAUGGUGACCAGGCCAUGAUUUUUAUUCUGUCCGAGGGCGACCAAGGCCACCGUCAGCUGAGCAUCCAGGCGCCGUGGAGCGAGCUCACGACCAUCGCCAUCCCCCCUCUGUCACUUCACAAUCGCAACAACUACGCCUCUGCUGAGACCGGCGACAGCGCGGACAGCAUUUUCCAAACAGCCAGAGCCGGCACCUUUGGUGUUUCCAUUGGAAAACUGAGCCGGCCACGCGGCAAAGGCGUGGUUGACGUGAUAGACGACAACGGGCAGUCGUAUCAGGUCCAGAUCCAGCUCGAGCCAAAAUCGGACCGGGUACGUCAAAUCCUAAACUGUCUACGCAGCGUCCUCCCCGCCUCGCACGCAGAGAAAAUGGUCCUUGGCUGGUGGCAGGUCAUGCAGUGGCUUGCAACCCAGCCAAGCGUCGCGUCCAAGAACCGAGAAUGGACAGCCCUGGUCACGGAAUUAUGCGUCAUCUUCUCUGCCGCACUGUACCCGGGCCGCCAAACAUCGACCUCGUCUCUCACCACCAUCUCUAGCAACCGCCGUGGAGCGUCCUCUACUACUCUCGGCAAUCAAGCAUGGGCCAAAUCAAAAGCUUGGAACUGGAUAUCAGAUGUCCCGGGCCUCGCUUCUGGCAACGUCGGUGGCAACCCGCAAAACGAGGGUCUCAGCGGCUCAAGUGGCCCACUGGCCGAACACGUCCGCCUUGUGGAAGCAUUCAUGGCUUCCGAGGCCGGCGUCCAAGCCGUUGGCCAAGCAGGAUAUCUGCCGACGGCACUGUCCGUAUCCGAGACAGCGAGGAAGAAAGCCGUCUGGGGCAUCACCAUGGCGCUGCAUCUUCUCCUCGAGGAAGACAAGCUGGACAUUAUGGCGGCUAAAAGUGGCAGCUCAGCCUCUACGGAUCUCAAGGCCAUUGUCUACCAAAUGUGCUUGUGGCUCAACUGGCCAGCUUUUGCAGCAUGGUAUGCGGUCGAGCUACCUGGUGUCAUACCCCAGCAUGACAUUGGGACUCCCCUCUUAAGUAUCCCAGAGCCAGAAACCAUACCUAAUAUCUCGGACUGGGUCCGGCUGCGGCUGAUUGGCGCCCAAUCCUACGUGUUCCCUUCGCUGCGGGACGUCUUUGCUGUCCUCGCACAGCACAUCCAAAAGGAUGCGAUCCGAGGCGAUGCUGUCUGGAACGAGAUCACGCCACGGACACUCAUGUUCCGCCGCUUCUUUGAAUCGACAAGCCCGGCCGACUCCAGCGCGCGCGUGGUCGAGGCCAUGCACGAGUGUGGCUUCACGCUCGGCAUCCUCGACUCGCUCCCCGAGGGCAUGGCCACGCCGUUCCAGGAUGCCAUUGCGCGCUGCCAGCAGCGCCCACCAAGCCACUGGACAAAGGAACUUUACGAGCUGGUCGGUCGUGGCGAUGUGACGACGGUCCUGAAGAACGACUCGCAAGCUGCGCUCGGCGUGAGCAGCCUGCUGGCUCUGCACAGAAUGGCGCCCAACUACAACUCUCAGGACGUGGACGAUACCAAGGAGGACAUGGCCAUUCAGGCGACCGAGGAACCGGAAAGCGAGGAGCGCCAGGUCGUCAUCCAAGCCCUCUUCCGCGACGACAAGCGUCUUAUCGAGGCGCAGAACCUGCUCUCGUCGUCCAAACCACGCGUCGUACGUCUCAACCCGGAGCCUCAGUGGUCGGAGCCCGAGUACCUCGAACGCCAAAAGGAGCUCGUGACGACGAUUGCGACCAGCACACUGGCCACCUCAGCCGGUCGUGGCAUGCUCAACUACGGCUUCCGGUUCCCCCUCCUGACACAGAAAUUCAACGUGCAGGGCUUCAACCUCACGUGCAUUGUGAAGCCAAACAAUGUGGCCGUUGGCGUCGACAAGGCCAUGUUUACCGAGGAAAGGGUCAACUGGGCGUUCUUCCACCAGGGCGUGGCCUAUGGAUUGGCCAUCUCGGCGCGUGCCAAGGGCAUCGACACUUCGUGGAUCGUCUUCAACAAGCCGGGCACGGACCUCAGCCACCGCCAUGCUGGCUUCCUGCUGGCGCUCGGCCUCAACGGGCAUCUCAAGUCGGUUGCCAAGUGGGUGGCGUUCAAGUACCUGACCCCCAAGCACAUGAUGACGUCCAUUGGCCUGCUCCUGGGCUUGGCCGUGUCGCACCUGGGCACCAUGGACUCGCUCAUCACCCGGCUGCUCUCGGUCCAUGUUACACGCAUGCUUCCGCGCGGCGCGGCCGAGCUGAACUUGUCGCACCAAAUCCAGACGACGGGCAUCAUGGGCAUCGGGCUGCUGUACUACAACAGCCAGCAUCGGCGCAUGAGCGAGAUUAUGAUGUCGGAGAUUGCAUACAUGGAGGACGAGGACGAGGAGGACCCUCUGCGCAAUGAGGGCUACCGUCUCGCAGCCGCAUUUGCUCUCGGCUUCAUCAACUUGGGCCGUGGCAACGACCGCAAGGGUCUGCUCGACAUGCAGAUUACGGAGCAGCUGCUCAGCUUGUCGUCGUCUACGAAAAAGGUCGAGCUGGUGAACGUGCUGGACCGCUCCGCGGCCGCGGCCACGGUCGCCAUUGCCCUCAUGUACAUGAAGUCGGAGGACCCGAUUGUGGCGCGCAAGAUCGAUAUCCCCGACUCCGUGCUGCAAUACGAUUACGUCCGGCCCGACAUUCUGCUGCUGCGCACCCUCGCCAAGAACCUCAUACUUUGGAGCCAGAUCGAGGCCACGUUCGACUGGGUGCGUCAGAGCCUGCCGGCCGAAUACCGCGGCAAGCCCCUGCUGGCGCACGUGCAGACGCUCAGCAGUCUGGACCUGCCGCUGUUCGCCAUCCUGGCAGGUCUCUGCUUUGCCGCCGCGCUGCGGUUUGCGGGCUCGGGAAACGUGCGCGUGCGCGACGUGCUCGUGCACUACCUCGACCGCUUCCGUACGAUUGUGCAGGACUUGCCCGCAACGACGUUCGACGCCCAGAUGGCACGCAGCGGCGCGCGCAUGUGCCUCGAUGUUCUGGCUCUGUCGAGUGCGACGGUUAUGGCGGGCACCGGCGACCUGGUCGUCCUGCGGCGGCUGCGUGCGCUGCACGGCGGAGACGACGCGCACACGACGUACGGCAGCCAUCUGGCGGCACAUCUCGCCAUUGGCACGUUGUUUCUGGGGUCCGGCACGACGACGUUUGGCAACAGCAACUUGGCUGUGGCGGCGCUGCUUGUGGCCUUUUACCCCAUCUUCCCCAAGAGCAUCCAAGACAACGGCUCCCACCUGCAAGCGUUCCGGCACUUUUGGGUGCUGGCUACGGAGCCCCGCUGCCUCGUGACCAAGGACAUGGCCACGGGCCAACCCAUCUCGGUGCCGAUUCUCAUCUACCUGCGCCCCUCGGCGCUCUCGCUGAACCGCCCGUCUGCAUCGGGGGCGCCGUCGACGGCGCCGCCCAGCGAGACGAUUCUGCGCCGACAGACGCCGUGUCUGCUGCCGCCACUCGACGACAUCUUGACGAUCCGCACCGAUGCCUCGGCGCAAGGCUUCUGGGACCUGGAGGUCGCCUUUGCAAAGGAUCCCUCGCUCAAGGCCGCCUUCCAGGCCGACCAGAAUUUGUACUUGCGCCGCCGGCCCGCGCACCAAAACGCGUUUUCCACGACGCUGCAAGCAUUGGCCAACGCGCCCUCCACAUCGUCCGCCACGUCGCGCAACCUGUUCCGCGCGCUCAGCAGCCAGGGCAUCAGCGACCCGGUCGAGUGGAUCCUGCGUCUCGACCUGUUCAAGGGCCUGAGCCGCGCCGAGUGCGCACUGUUGCUGGGUACGGCGGGUGCCAGCGCAGACGGUGCGGCCGAUGGCAGCAGCCGCGGUGGCGGCGGUGGCAGUGGUGGCAGCAGUGGUAGCGGUGGCGGCGGAGGCGGCGCGGUCAGCGGCAGCCGCGCACUCAGCAGCACCAUCGAUGCGCGCCUGGCCCUCGAGCGCGGUCUGGGCGCGACGUGGGGCCGCGACGUCCUGCUGGACCUCCGGCUGCUCUUUGACUGGGCGGACCAGAGAGAGCGGCUGCGCAAGGCGGACGGCGAGACCCGUGGGGCGGACGACAAGAACGCGGGCACGUCGGUAUCUGACAAUGACAUGCCGCCGCCGUGGACGAGCAAACUGGACGGGAACAUGGACUGGUGGAUGAGCGACCGAGCGGUGGACAUGCUCAAGGGCAAAGUGUGGCUCAUUGGGCAGGACGGAGACGAGCACGAGUAG
Sporothrix schenckii 1099-18 is the source of this 6117-nucleotide messenger RNA. RefSeq names its product anaphase-promoting complex subunit 1. Gene Ontology annotation, molecular function: molecular adaptor activity. The coding region runs from base 1 to 6117 and encodes 2038 amino acids. Lineage: Eukaryota; Fungi; Ascomycota; Sordariomycetes; Ophiostomatales; Ophiostomataceae. The transcript has a single exon. Gene Ontology annotation, biological process: protein K11-linked ubiquitination; metaphase/anaphase transition of mitotic cell cycle; anaphase-promoting complex-dependent catabolic process. The record is from RefSeq and is a predicted model, not a curated record. Gene Ontology annotation, cellular component: anaphase-promoting complex.